This is a messenger RNA of Lachancea thermotolerans CBS 6340, 3387 nucleotides long. It is a transcript of the gene TDA9, whose product is annotated as Tda9p. The transcript has a single exon. Lineage: Eukaryota; Fungi; Ascomycota; Saccharomycetes; Saccharomycetales; Saccharomycetaceae. The coding region runs from base 1 to 3387 and encodes 1128 amino acids. Gene Ontology annotation, biological process: regulation of transcription by RNA polymerase II. The record is from RefSeq and is a predicted model, not a curated record. Gene Ontology annotation, molecular function: DNA-binding transcription factor activity, RNA polymerase II-specific; RNA polymerase II cis-regulatory region sequence-specific DNA binding. Gene Ontology annotation, cellular component: chromatin.
AUGGCUUCUCAAGGUGCUGGCAAUUCCUCGGUAGCCGCGAAGAUGCCCAUUCCGAAAAAAUCUCGGACUAUUAAGACAGACCGACCUCGGCCAUUUCUAUGCUCUAUAUGCACGCGGGGCUUUGCUCGCCAAGAACAUUUAAAGCGCCACCAGCGCGCUCACACUAAUGAAAAGCCUUUUCUGUGCGCCUUUUGCGGCCGAUGCUUCGCGAGGCGCGACCUCGUUCUACGACACCAGCAGAAAUUGCACUCGUCACUUACCGACACCGGAUCUGGUGCCUCUCCUAAUAACGGAGAUGCCAAGAAUCACUUAAAUGAGCGUCAUAUUAUCACCAUCUCAGGGAACAAACAGACAAUGCUUCCGAUGCUGGGGAGUGCUUCCGACCCUUCAGUCGCUGCUAUAUCUAUACCACGGCAACCCACAAAAGUGCAAGAAUCUAAUCCAAACCCAUCCCAACAGAUGGCCCCACAAGUACCUCAAAACCAACGACAACCGGUGCUAUCAGGACAGAAGCAACAAAAGCUAAGUGGUACAUCAAUAACACCGCAUUCUCAUGGACCAGAAUUAGAAGAGCGCCAGCAGAAACGCAAGCGGCAUGCAUCAUUUUCAGCAUCUAGUUCUAUUACCUACACUCAGGCCAAAGACGCCUCGGGCAUUAUAGAGCACGACAUUCCAGAUAUACCACAUCAAGUGGGAUUUUCUACCCCUCAACUAUCCGCACAGGAACUAGUGGAAAAGGCUCUAGAGAGCGGUUUUAACUUAGAAGUCUUACCUUUUCCUCCUCCAUUGGAGCUUCCUGAAGCAGCCGCUAAUCCCUUAAUGUCUCAAAGGCAUCAGAGUGACGAUAAUUUACAGCGGUUACCAAUUCAUGAACCAAAGAGAAACCAUUCUGCCAGCGAUGUUCGUUCCGCUCUUUCAGUGGAUACUCCUCUUCUUUCGGACUACUUGCAGAUGGGUUCUUCCGCUGGUGGCUGGGGAGGAUUUACUAACUUUUAUCCUACAGACUCGAAUUUAGAUUUUUUCAGCUACAACACGCCCCCAGAUACUAUGAAACCACCCCAUUCUUCAAUUUUGACUCCCGUUCCCGAUCAAUCAGGAAAGUCAAAAAAUGGCGCUGAGCGCCAUGGAAACAGCACAGACCAACAUUGGCUACUAGAGUUCAUCAACACACACGUUGACGGUAAUUUUAAAGUCGACGUCGAUGAUUUCAAUGAGAUAGGUUUUCCCUGCACUAAUUCUGAGACCACAACUUCUGGCUCUACUCCUCAAGUCAACAAUGUUACCUCUACCCCCUUCGCAAAAUCCGAAGAUACUGUAGAGGGUCCUUCUAGCCCCAAGUUUUCUAGAAAUAUUUCAGAAAAUGAACUCUCCUCUGUGGCGAUCAACGAAGCAGCGGCUGCGGGUCUCAAACCCAACAAAAAGUACCACAGGAAGGGCGAUAUUCCAUUCUUUUUCAAGUCAAGGCAAAUUGACCUUUUCAAAAAGAUAAUGGAAAACCAAGGUGAGUUUAGUUCUCCCUUACAAGAUGGAGACAAGAAUAAUAUUAAAUCUAAGAAAGGCUCGAGGCUUUGUUUCUUUAACGAGGAACUCCGCAACCACAUUCUGAAAACCAACGAUCUCACAUCAGAUCAAUUUCCCACACUAAAGGAACUGAAUACAUACGUCAACCUUUACCAAGAUGAAUUCCACCGAUAUUUUAGUUUCAUUCACCUCCACUCAAUUCGCCCUUCUGCAGAAAUAUAUCCUUUCUUGCUUUCCAUUGCCAUGAUUGGCGCUUUGUAUGGUUUUCAUUCAUCGCACGCCAUGCUUUUAUUUAAUAUCUGCCGCUUUCGCAAGAGAGAGUAUUUGGAAAAGACGAAAGGUCACCAUGAAGAAACACCUUUAUGGAUAAUACAGGGCAUGGUCCUUUUGAUUUUUGUUGGAAUAUUCAAUAAUGAUGUUUCAUUUACGCUCAUCAUGAGCACACAGAUUAGAUCACUAAUUGAACUCAUUAAAAUAAAGCAACUGAAUUUACCUCUCGAAGCCCUUAUAAAACCCCCGAUAGAGAGUGACCACAUACUUGAUUAUCAAGAUGACCCCCAGCUCUUAGAACAAAAGAGACGAGAGUACAAUACCCCAGAACAGGUCGAGCGAAACUAUCAUUAUUUCAUUCAUGCCCAGUCGCGAAUUCGAACUUGUCACACUAUACUUUUAAUCUCCAAUCUAUUCAACUCUCUUGUUGGGCUUGAUUGUUGCUUUCACUCGAUCGAUGUCAAGUGUGGUAUCCCGUGUUACCGAGACGAACUUUACUUCUGCGAGACACCUCAAGAAUGGGCUAAGCUCCUUAAGAGCUACCACAUAAUUCUGGACUCAAAAUUCUCACUCAUUGACUUAUCAAAUGGUGGCGAGACUUACAAAAAUUGUUUGAUAUAUCUCACAAAUGGGUAUCAAUUUUUCUAUGAGAAUAAGAAAGUGUCUUUCAAAACUUUGUUAUCCUUGCUCAUUUCAAUACACGAGAAGAUUUUUAUUGAAGGUUACAACCUGCGACAUGAGCUUAAUGACCAAAUUGUCGAUGUUAAGUGGCGGAUGAAUUCCCGGCCCAUCAUUGAGUCGCUACUGAAAUACUGGGAGGCUCUAUAUAUAAAAAAUGGUGGGGUUAUCAUUGCAAAUGAGGGAAAUAUUGCAUUUAUCAACUCAAACCCUUCAUUACGCCUCAUCAUACCCUUGCUAAAUUUUGCCAAGAUACGAAAAUGCCUGCUGCUCACCAACGUCAUGAAAAAAAUUUGGUUCAAGGAUUGGGAAGGCAUGAAUGAAUGCCUAGAAGACUUUCGCGACUGGGAAUCAUUGAGAGAAGCCACUGACUAUGCCUUAAAUAUCGUCAAAUUCUGGGUUGAUACAGUCUUUAUUGUGAAGGACGCUGAAAAAACAUCUAUCAGAACUCCGAUUUUUUCCAUUACUUGCAUAUUUUCCUCAAUCUUAAUUGUCGCUGAGUAUUUAAAAAGGGUUGAAACUUGGGCCAGAUGUUUUCGUAAUAGCACGACUACAGAAUUUCUCAAAGCCGUCGAUCGCACUUUGUGGCUCAAAUCGGAGACCAUUCUUAAAAAAGUUGAGGAGCACCUCUUGCCUAAGGGCUACAAUACACAGUCUUAUGCUGAGUUUUUACGAUUACAAGCAAAUGGAGCUUUAGAUGUGGAGGUACUUGAUGAUGACCUUGCUCGGAAAGCGAUGAGCCCAAACACUGACAUCAAAGAAACAGUUGAAGUAAUUUUGAAGGCAAGAAUAUCCUCCCGUUCUUUAUAUCUUGGUGUGAGGAUUCUCGGAGACGCGCCAAUUUGGCCUAUAGCAUUGCUUUUCGCUCACGCGCUUCAAUCAAGGGCUAUCUUCAAUUUGGCUUACCGCUCCUCGUAA